Molecule: messenger RNA, 3711 nt
Organism: Vollenhovia emeryi
Lineage: Eukaryota; Metazoa; Arthropoda; Insecta; Hymenoptera; Formicidae
Product: angiopoietin-4
Exons: 10
Coding region: 1384-3582 (732 amino acids)
Source: RefSeq, a predicted model, not a curated record
GACGUGCCAUGCCGUAGCGUGUUGUUCCCGUGCGAUCGUGCGACGUACGUACCCGUGCGGCUCCGAUCGACCGGUUCCACGGUCGACCCGCUCUAAAGAGGGAGGAAACGGGGGGAAAAGUUUCGGUGGAAAGAGAGGAAAAAAAAGAGGAACAACGGAGAUCCGCUCUAAUCGCCCCGCUAAUUAAUUACCGUAUCGAGUUGACUCAUCCACGGAGCGCGCACGCAAUAUUUCAAUCGCGACGUGCUCUCCCCGACUUUCUAUACACUUGUCCGGCGCACCUUCGUCGCGAUCAAUCUUCUCGUCAGCUGUCCCUCGCGCCUGUUCCUCAAGAAUUCGAUCUACGGGCCGAUACGAGGAGCGACGGCGUUACCAGCGGCACCGCAACAAGGAGGAAGAGCCGGAAAAAGAAAAGUGAGAGAGAGAGAUACGCAAAAUUUCACGCGGCGACGCCUCGACCGGACGGCGAUCAAAAAUUGGCUGGCCGAGUCCACGACUUCCGGUGACGUAAAUUGGAACGUGUUUCCUUCAACGUGUUCUACACGGCAGUUUGUAUCGCAAUCACGUUGGUUUCCGGCCCGCGAGGAAGAGAGUGCAAGUGCGCGGUAAAAAGAGAAAAAAAGAAACGAAGCUACCUCUCCGCGAGAAACUCUUCCUGUCUCGUGCGCGGCGCGAGUGCGAUCGCGGGCGUAACGCGGAAAAUCGUAGACGUAAUAACAACAAUUGAUCUUACCCCAUUAUUCCCGACCGUACGGUAUACAUAAUAACAAUCGAUUUUCCCAUAUUAUCCCCGGGCGAGCGGCGCGUAAUAGCAACAAUUGACUUUCCCGCGUGCACUAUCUCGGAGUGAAAAUCGCUCGCGGCGCGUACGAUCGACGCGUCCCCGAAAGAUAUGUCACGUUCGCUCCGUGCGCCCCGAGCCGAGCAGCGCGCGGAUCCGUGCGGAAGAGUUUGAGUCGGAUUCUUCCCCCCCCGUCCGCGCGGUUAUGCGCGGAAUCGAUCGCGCGAAGCAACCCCUCGAUCGCGGCAUCGCUUAUGCCCCCGCGACACUAUGUGAUAAACCGGGGUGCGCGUGCGAGUGAGCGUGGAGCGGACGUAUAAAUGUCUAUUCGCCCGCGCGACGAGGCUGAAGGAAAUCCGGCGGCAAGGCGGGAAGGGAGGAGGGCAGUCGAAAGCGCGCGCGCGCGCGCGCGUUCUUUUCAUUCUUGGGAUUCCCCGCUCGAUUAAUCGCGGCUCGAAUGAGCUUCUCGCGCAUGCACCCGUCCACGUGACCGCGCGCCUACGUCUUCAAACGUGAGCCGCGUAUACGCCGGGUCCUACGUUGCGGCGCCCCCCCCCGAGGCUUUUCUCCAGGGACACCCGGAUAAGCGGAGCACCGCAGCUAUGAGGCGAACGGCGCUCGUUAUCGCCUGCGUUUUGGGCCUCGUCCUCGCGGGAAGUCCGAGGCUGCCCCGAACGUCCGCCGAUCAGCGCGGCACGCGCAGCACGAGCCACAACAGCACCGGCGCGACGUCGCAGCCGUCCUCCCGCAAUCUGCAGCGAAAUAGAGAGCAAUACCUUUUCAACGUCUUCGAAGUAAUAGUGUCAACUUUGGAGUCCAAGUUACAGCGAAUCGAGAAUUUAGAUAAGGCGGUGGAGCACCUGAUGAGAAGAGUAGAGGCUUUAGAUUCACGCGUAAACGAUAACAUUGACAAGACGGAUGCGGUCAUUACCAAGCUUAGGACGUUAGACUUGAAGCUUUUCAAUGCGUAUCCCAUGAUAUCCGCGGAGGCCGCGACGAGAAUUGCCGAUAGCAAGAGCGGCAGCACGGAGGAUGCCCCAUUUAUACGUGUGAUUCAUCACGAUCAAAACGAACCAGCGCCGGAGACACUCGGCGAGAAAUUAAUUUCCCUGGACCAGAAGGUCUCCGACAUCGACCACAAGCUUGUCAAUCUUAAGAAUCAGCUCGACAACAAUUUCUUGCAAAACGAUGACAUAAACGCCGAGGCGAGCGAGAAGAAGCCCGUCAGUAUGAGCGUCAUCGAGAUCACCAAGGCUAUGAGUAACGAGGUGAUGAACCAUAUGACGCUCGGGAUUGAGAAUCUUAAGCAAGCGACGGGUAGUAUGGACCGAAAGCUGCAGUUCCAUAUGAAUCUGAUGUCGGACAAUCUCGGAGCGGUGUACAAUAUGAUCAGUGACGUGCACGACGCUAUUGUCGAGAAAAAUUACGGGAACAAUCGGCACAAUCGUCCUAACGCGACAACGACCGAGGCCCCGACGAAGCACAAUAAGAUCGACCGUCUUGCCGAACAAAUGUACCCGAUAACUGUCGUUUCCGAGAAGAUGGACCAAGUUUGGAACGUGGUGGUGGGGACCAAGAGUUCGGUGGACGAUCUGCUGCCGAAGUCCGACGAAUUGCUCACUCAGACCCAGAGGCAAGAGAGAGCGAUUAACGAAAUUCAUGCCGAUCUGAAGUCGAAGACAAACAAGAUCAUCGAAAACCUGGAGGGCGUCGAAAGCCGCUUGAGGAAGCAGGAGGACGAUGUGGCAACUCUCGCGCAACGCCCGAUACCAGCUGAAUUGUUACUGGAUCCGACAAUCGACAGGCUCGUCGAAUACGACCCAAGCAGGUACGUGAGUGUGACUGAAGAUUUUGUAACGGAGGUGCCCACGUCUACGCUACCCACUGUCUCGCCGCCCUUGUCGACUACGACAUCGAUGUCGUCCGUCGCUUCACCCUCGAGCAAUCCCACUAGUUCCACGACACCCAUGACGACAACGUCUUCAAGUACCGCGAGACCGAAUAGCAGAAAUCGGGGAGUGAUAUUCCCGAGUGUUAAAAACAAACCGAGUUUAUCCAAUUCUACUUUUACAAGCGACAUAUUAAUCAACUAUAAGGAUAUCAAGGGUUAUUCUUGCAUCGAUUUACUAAACGGAGGAAUGAGAGACAGCGGGGUAUAUUACCUACAAAUACGCGGUACGACAUAUUGGUUCCUUAAAGUCUUUUGUGAACAGGAAACUGCUGACGGUGGCUGGACGGUUAUUCAAAGGAGAGAUGAUUUUGGAGAGCCAAGGGAGAACUUUAAUAGAGAUUGGGCGGAUUAUAAAAACGGAUUUGGGGAUCCCGCCAAAGAAUUUUGGCUAGGCAAUGAAAACAUAUAUAUGUUAACAAAUAAUGAAGAUUACAUGCUCAGAGUUGAACUUGAGGACUUCGAAGGUAACAAAAGGUACGCACAGUAUUCGCAUUUUAAGAUUUAUUCAGAGGGAGAGUAUUAUAAAUUGGAGAUAGAUGGAUACGAAGGAAAUGCCGGAGAUUCACUCAACGAUCCUUGGUACGGAUCGAAUAAUAGUCCGUUCUCCACGUACAACAGGGAUAACGACAGAUCAUCCUUGAAUUGUGCUUCGAUGCUCAAGGGUGGUUGGUGGUGGAAAUCUUGUGGACGUGGCUUAAAUGGUCUUUAUCUGAAUGAUCCACAAGAUCUUACUGCACGACAAGGUAUCGUAUGGUUCCGCUGGAGAGGUUGGGACUACACUCUAAAACGAGCAAUGAUGAUGAUUAAACCAAAAGGACCAUCAACAACGACGACAACAACGACGGUAUAAACAUUGGAAUUGUAUAAAGUUCGAAACGUUAACUUAAUCGAAAUUCCUUACGCGAUCAUUAAAUAACAACCUUGCACAUAGUACUUAAAUUAUGUAUUACAAACGCAUAAACACGCUAUUAAUAUGGAA